Molecule: messenger RNA, 37154 nt
Organism: Podarcis lilfordi (Lilford's wall lizard)
Lineage: Eukaryota; Metazoa; Chordata; Lepidosauria; Squamata; Lacertidae
Source: the annotation of a GenBank genome assembly
CUUGCCCGUCCGCUUCCGAGUGGCGGCGCCGAUUGUGUACACACAGCCACGGGGACCAAUGAGAGCCCGGAGACGCCAGGCUCCGCGCGGACGCGUCGACCAAUGGGCGAGCCGGGUCGCCAGACGCCGCCAAGCUUGUGCGGGGGAGAGAGAGCGAUAGCGAAGCUGACAGAGGCGACUGUUGGGGCUGCUGAGGGAGAGGCGGGCCGGCCGGCUGGGCUGUAGAGCGAACGGAGGCGGCGGCUGAGGCCGGUAAGAGCCAUUAGGGUCCGACGACGACGGCGGCGGGACUUACCGGGUCUUUUCUUUUUUAAUGGAGGUGUGGUGCUAAGGCUGCCCUGCCCCCCCCAUCCCCGCACUCCUUUCUCCUCAGAAACCGGCGUCGGUGCUUUGCAGACGGCCGUUAGGCCCCGACGCUUCUCUCGUGGUCUUGAGGCCGGGAGGGUGAGGAGAGGCGGGUCGUGCUCUUUGCCGUCGCCGCCGAGGGCGCUCUCCCUUAUAGAGCUCCGUUGGUGGAACAUGAGGCUCCUUGAGGUUGUGGGUUCGAAACCCACGCUGGGUAGAAGGUGCCUGCAUUGCAGGGGGGUUGGGCUAGAUGACCCCCGUGGUCCCUUCCCAACUCUGCAAUUCUGUGAUUAAUUCUGUUGCCGGGGAGCUUUAUCUCCCUCCCCCCCCCCCACUUCCGCGUCUCCUCCUCUUCCUCCAGCCUUGCGAAUGUGCUUCCCCUGGCCGGUGGUGGGGAAGGGGGCGCGCUCUCUCCUCCGACCCCUGCAGCCCUUCCACGCACAGCCUGUCCUCGCCUUCCCUCGGAUGCCCGUUUGGAUCCACGAGGCCUCCAGAGCGGUGCUGCCCAACCCUGGCGGUCGCGGGAGCCUUGGGCACUACUGCUGUGACUUGGGAAGUGCGCACUCGGCGCUCUGGGCACCCCCUCCCCCCACCUACCCCACCGCCGGUGGUAAACAGAUGGCCAGAGCCUGAUUAUUGUUUCCUGCGAGGCUUGUAAUCCUGAAGGGCUGGGAUCGGAGGUGCAACUGCCCUGGUGUAGGUAACUUGGUGAAAUGUAGAACGUUGCAUGAAUCCAUGAAUAAAAUGGCUGUGGCUAUAGGCUGCUGAGGUUUCCCUCCGCCAGCCCAUGGGGUGCAGAGGCUUGUUGCACACACGCACACACACCCCCAAUUUGGGACUUGGUUUUUUAUUUUUUUAAUUACGCUUCACACCAGCUUCCUUUAUUUUGCCUUGUGCCAACUUGUGACGGAAGUUGGUGCAAUAAGGGCUACUUAACUGCUUUAACUGUUUAGAGACCCGAUUCUAAAUAUGCCUGCUUCAGGAAUGUGUUUCUGUGUUCACUGUGGCCUAACUUUGUUUAGGGUGGAAGUGUCCUUACACAUGUUUUACUCAGAAGUAAAUCCCACUGAUUUCAAUGAAGUUUAACCCCCAGGUAAGCAUAUGCUAGAUUAUUUAUUUAUUUAUAUUUUAAAAAAAUAUUUUUGGGGGGGUUAUUUGCCACCCUUUAUCUCAAGAUCUCGGGGCUUGGCCAAAAUGUUUAUGCAAACCACGUACCAUUCAGAAAAAAUAUGGUAGUGUGCAAAUAUUAAAUAAAUAAAAGUACAUUAAAUCUAUGAAAAAUACACUAAUAGAAGAGUAAAAUAUUUGCCAUUAUUUCAAACUGACCUUACCAAGCCAAAACACUCUUAUCUAUGUUUUGAAUAAAAAUCCAGAAGCAGCUGAAAUGAGAUAGUGAAAUAAUGUCUGUAGCUAGACAUUCUUUUGUGUCUGUGUUGAAGGGAGGAUGGUAAGGGUACUGAGAAACAUGAUUAUGUCCCAGAUUUGCCAUGAGUUACAACCUCAGGCAGUCAGAACUGUUUGUUACUAACCUGGGGUAAGGCAUGCAUGGUGUUGAAAUUCCAGGACUGACAUUUCUAGUGUUUGUCUUAUCGACUGCCACAUUUUAACUUCUCUCAUACAGAAAAACACAAUUAUGUCCCCACCUAAAGGUAAAGCUGGCCCAUAAAUGCUGUAAUAAGUAUUAGCUUGUCAGCGUUUAUACACCAGUUGAUUAGUUGUUACUGAAAACUGUUUAAUCUACAACAUACAUAUUUAGGGUCUAUAGAAAAUAUUAAGCUGAAAAUAUGCAAACUCAUACUACAGGCUAGCUACAUGUUUUAUUUCAGUUGGAGGGGUAAAACUGCACUUUGAAAUCAACUUCAAAAGUUAUUUUGUACAAAACAAGAAAAGGUCAUAAUAGAUGGUGGGGUCACUUUGGGUGACUUCUUGAACUGUUAAAUUCUGUAAGGUUGGAAGGGUGCCGUUAUCGAUAUUGAAACAAUUUAUUCUCUGGUAAAUUUCCAACAGUUCUUCAGCAAAUAUAUUCUAAUGACCUGUUUUGCAUGUAAUGCUAAGUUAUGAUUUGUUUAACUAACCUUGGGUUAACCACAGGUUGUCCCACAGAUGACCAAACAAAGUAUGCCUUGCGUCAUGAAAGCUUGGCUGGUUUUCAUACUACUGUAAAUUACUAGAGGCCUGCUGUCACCAUUGAUUAAGCAAGCCUCCCUUUUCACUGAAAAAAUGGUAUCACUUUAAGGUUUCUGACAAUUGCUUGUCAGACAUACUUCAACCUGCCCCGGAUCUGAGCCACAUAUGGUAUGAGGUGCAAGGCUGGUGGCUGUAGUUUGAGGGAAAUGGUCUUUCAGGCUAAAUUGGGACCUGGGCCAAUGUAAGCCCAAAGUCUGAUGGUUCUCCAUCCCUGGCCUUUGACUAUCAGCCGAGUUGUUCAAUGGAAGGCUGAUUUUGCUCUGCAAUUCAAGUCUCUCACACACUCUAAAAUUUCACUGUUCUUUUUCUCUCUCUUCUCAGCUGAAGAGAGAUUGUUAUGAUGGCCGCGUUCACUUAUGAAGGUAAGCUGUGUGUCUAAGAGAUGUGCAUCAACCACAAGAUUUGGUUUUGGACCCUGAUUUGAAAGACUGGCCACUUCAGUUCAAAACCCUUCAGGUUCUGUCUGAUUUGACUUGGGGUCCAGAUAUGAAUUGAAGUUUGGAAAAAUGAAGCUUCCCACCUCCAGUUCUGUAAGUUGUCAGAAUCUCUGUCUUCAUGCUGGAGGACCUUUACAAGUAAAACAGGAGGGGGUAGUAUUGGCAGAGGAAUCCAUUUAUUAUUUAUUUAAGAAAUUUUCAUACCACUUUACAUGAAUAAAAUUCUUCCAAUCCUGUUUCAUUGAAAAUAUUACCGCUAACAUUUUUUUUUUUAAAAAAAAUCUCACCCCAGUUUGUGUCUGUCCUUUUCCAGAUGAUACUAGCCUGUAUCUCAUAUUUCAAAUUAGAGAAAUAUAUGGACCAUGAUUGUAGAAUUAUGGUCUGAUCAGACAGUUUGGAAAUCUUAUUUCAGAUCGUCACUAGAGCUUUCAGACUGCUUUAGUGGGGAGAGGUCAAGUUUCCCUUUCCAUCAGUCUUAUCUUCUCAGUGUGCUUUACAGCACAGUCUUUUUGCACAUUAAAGGCUAACAAAUAUAUUAUACUGUAAGCUGCAGCUCACAUAAUCAGAUGCAUAAAUGUUAUCAUGAGUCACACUUAUAUAUGCACAUGGCUUGUGGGGGAACUGCUUCCCCUUGGAAAUUAGUUAUGCAUGGACCUUACUAAGGUUUUGGCAUAUGUUAGAAACAUAACUCUUCACCAGGUCUUCCCUGACCACUAGUAUUGGUCUGGCACAUCCCAUCAUUUAUCUACUGUGGAUACUUCAGUUUUAAAAGGUUUGAGUUCUAUUAUUUUAUUGAUAAAUUGCUUUGGAUAACUUUUAAUAUAAAAUGGUAGAUAAAUAUUUUUUAUUAAAAAAUCUAAACAGUGAAGUCAGAGGUAGAUGGAAUGUAAGAAGUAUAGAGUAAGUGAUUAACAGUGGUCAUUUAUAAAAUAAUAAUAAUAAUAAUAAUAAUAAUAAUAAUAAAUUUUAUUUAUAUCCCGCCCUCCCCAGCCAAAGCCAGGCUCAGGGCGGCUAACAACAAAUAAAUAAUCAAACAAUCAAAGAAUCCAACAUUCUAAAACAUUUCAUUAUAAAAAUUAAUUAAAAUCAAAUUAAUGGCAACCGUUAAGCAAAGUUCUGUGCAGGUUGCCAGAGGAGGGAGUCAGGCUGGGCCCUGACCAAAGGCCUGGUGGAACAACUCUGUCUUGCAGGCCUUGCGGAAAGAUGUCAGGUCCCGCAGGGCCCUAGUCUCUUGUGACAGAGCGUUCCACCAGAUUGGAGCCGCAGCCGAGAAAGCCCUGGCUCUAGUUGAGGCCAGCCUAACCUCUCUGAGGCCUGGGACCUUCAGGAUGUUUUUAUUUGCAGACCGUAGGUUCCUCUGUGGGGCAUACCAGGAGAGGCGGUCCCGUAGGUACGAGGGUCCUAGGCCGUAUAGGGCUUUAAAGGUUAAAACCAGCACCUUAAACCUGAUCCUGUACUCCACCUGGAGCCAGUGCAGCUGGUAUAGUACCGGAAGAAUGUGAUCUCGCAGCGAAGACCCCAUAAGGAGUCUCGCCGCGGCAUUCUGCACCCGCUGGAGUUUCUGGGUCAGUCUCAAGGGCAGCCCCACAUAGAGCAAGUUACAAUAAUCCAGUCUGGAGGUGACCGUUGCGUGGAUCACAGUGGCUAGGUCAGGGCGAGAGAGAUAAGGGGCCAACUGCUUAGCUUGGCGGAGAUGAAAAAUGCUGCCUUUGUAUAGCUGUAAUCUGCGCCUCCAUAGAGAGGGAGGUAUCGAAGAUUACACCCAAACUCUUAACGGACGGUGCUGGCACUAAUUGCACCCCGCAAGAGAUGGGAGUUGCCCCCAAUCCCAUAUCGUCCCGUCCCAGCCAGAGGACCUCUGUCUUCGAAGGAUUUAACUUCAACUGGCUUCCACGUAACCAUCCAGCCACAGCUUCCAAACAUCUGGUCAGUGUGUCUGGGGCCGAGUCAGGAUGGCCAUCCAUCAACAGAUAGAGUUGGGUGUCAUCGGCAUACUGAUGGCAACCCAGCCCAAAACUCCGGACAAGCUGGGCGAGGGCGCAUAAAGAUGUUAAAAGCAUCGGGGAGAGUAUCGCACCCUGAGGCACUCCACACACCAAGGAGUGGCGGGAUGACAAUUCCCCCAAGCGCCACCCUCUGUCCCCGACCGGAGAGAAACGAGCGCAGCCAUUGAAGGACUGUGCCCUGGAUCCCCACGUCGGCAAGGCGGUGGUCCAGGAGUUCGUGAUCAACCAUGUCGAAGGCUGCUGACAGGUCUAGAAGAAUCAGCAGCCCCGACCCGCCUCGAUCCAGCUGCCUGCGGAGAUCAUCUGUUAGGGCGACCAGAGCCGUCUCGGUCCCAUGACCAGCGCGGAAGCCAGACUGGAAUGGAUCCAGAGUUGCUCAUAACAUAUCCUGGCAUUGGAAAGCCAAUUAAUGCAUGCAAUGUGGUCAGAAUUCAUUGUCUCAAUUUAGUCCAAUUAGCGAUAACAGUGAAGCUCUUGAUGAGUUGUAAUUCAGCAGUUUCCUGUUGUAUUCUUCCUUUCAAGUAACUUUGUUCAAGGUGGCUUAAGGUAUCUUUCCUGCAUUCUUUUCUUUAUAAAUUAAAAUGUUCUGAUAUCUGAGUAAAUGGAACACAAUAUUUAUACUCCUGGCAUAAAGUAAUUAUUCAAAUAGUGGUUUUUUUUGUUUAAUUGAGAAUGAGAGAGGAGAGCACCAUCUUGAUAUUUCUGCACCAUCAUGUGCAACUUAGAAACUGCUUGCCUCUUGGAAAGUGAGAAUUGCUGUAGUAGUCAUAACAAAGUAAGCUCUUGCUGCACAUGCAGUUCUUUCUCACAUGCUAGCGUCACUACUUUGAAUUUUAGCCAAAGUAUAUCAUUUCAAGGAAAGUUAUUAAAAAUCUUUGUGCAGUUGGAAAGUUUAUUGGGGAAAUUAAUAUAUAUUAUACAGGAGAACAUCUUAUCAGAACAUCCUUUUGCUAUUCUAGAUAUCCACUUGUAAAUGGAGUGCGUCUGCAUUUGACUGCUCAUGUCUGGCACCAUCUCAAGUUUCCUCUGAAUAGUAACAAAGACUGGAGACUUGGUACUGCAGUAAAAGGCAUGCUUCCUUAGUCCAGGGAAUAUAUCGUUUUGGUUUCUGUCUUCCUGGGUAAGUAUUUUUACCUAAUGCAUUGGAUACUUUUUACCUUCAGUAGCAGUUUUAAGAGUUGAACAUAAUGUGCUCAAUAAAUCAUUCCUGAAAGUUUACACAGGAAAAGAGCAGUAUGCUGGGGGAGGGGUGAAGUUACUAUAGUUUGUCACUUAGAGAUUCAGAAUUGGAAUAUGUCAUCUGCAUCUUAAUAAUGUGGGCUAAAUCAGUUAUUGUAAAUAAAAAGUGCUGGGUAUGGCACUAUGUAAAAACAUCUCAAAAUAGUUAUGCCUUAAUGUUUUUAUUUUAAAUUGAAUAAAACAUUUGGCAAUUUAAGAUUUUUCAUUGAGGGGAAAGUGAGCAUAGUAAAAACACUGCCAGCACACAGUGUGUGUUUAAAAGGAGGUUUGGAAGAAGCAAUUUAGUGGAUGGUGUUGAGUAUCUUAAUUUUAACUGGUUUGGUGGACUUGGCUAAUUUGUGCUUCGAAAAUAUUAGCACUGACCUAGGUUAAAUAUUGUUGGCUCAUGAACACACCAGUUGCCUUAUAGUUUAUUCCAAGGCAGUGUGGGUGGCACUAUUAGGCUGGAAUUGAUAUUGUGCUGUUUUACAUUAUUGACAAGAAAUGAGCUUUAAUAGGAGAUGGGUUUAGUGUGCCAGUCACUGAAAAUAAUCCUUGAUACAUGUAAAAUUUGAGUAAAUCUUCAAUGCAUUCUGUUUAGAAGAGCAUGCCUUUCUUAUACAAAGCUUGAAUAUGCAAGUAGGCCUUCUUAAAUUUAAGCAUGAUUGAAUGAUUAAAACAUUUUGAAUUAAAACAACUUUGCAGUUAAUUGUAAUUUUGUAUCCAUUUCAGUUUGAUAAAUUAGUUUGGAUAUUUGAUCAGUUUAAAAAGAAUUGAGUCAAACAUUGAGAAGUAGUGUUUAAGUAUUUAAAAAGUAUUAACUUCAUUAGAGCAGCAAAAGCCAUAUCAACAACUUUAGUAUUUAUGAUGGUUAUAAAAACAAAUAAGAAUGCUUGCAAAAUAAUUAGCUUUUUAAAAGUGUGUUUAUUUAACAAAAUCUAUAUAUCACUUGCUAGAGCAAAGGACCUCUAAGCAGCUUGCAUUAGGCAAUCUGAAAUACUCAUUAAAAUACCAAUUAAAAAUGAACGUUAAAAGCAAGUUACAUAUAAAAAUUAAAAAAUGAAAUAUAGGACUGAAUUCAACUUCCCUAUUAAUGUUAGUGGAAGCCAGUUCAGAGGCUUCAACUAGCACAGUGAGACUACCUCUCCUGUAUGCCUCCCCCAAAUACACUCUGGAGGGCCGGAAGAUCUCCCAGGAUAGUGUGUGGUGGGAGGAGAGGGGAGAUUGUUCCAGCAGGUAACAGAAAUGCGCUAUGUUGACUUCACCCCAAAUUAGUCAUUUAAAAACUUACUUAAAUCAGAUGCCUUGGCAGACUUGUUAUAACAAAACAAUUUGUGGCAGGCACCAAAAGCAGUAUAGAGAAGGCCUUUUUAGUGGCAUCCCCCUGGGCUCACCUGGCAUACACACUGCAAUCUUUUUACCACCAGUUGAAUACUUUAACUCCCCCUCCAUUUUUAUUGAUUCUAACAGUAGUAAUGGCUUUUAGUGUUUUCAGUGUUAACAUAUUCUCCCACCUGGUUAUUUUACUGGUGUGUUAUUAUAUGAAUUGUGACUUUCCUUUCUUUAUUAAUAGUUUUUUAAACUGAAAUACAGUACAAACUAAACCAUAAUAUAUCAAUAUUUGGUCUGUGCAAACAAGUAAGAGGGAGGGAGGUAUGGUUGGCUGUGUUCUAUUUGUUUAAACAUCUGUGUAAGGAGUCCAAAUAUCGAAAGAACUUCCCACCUUUCUUGUUAUAGAAGGUCACAUGUUCAUAUUCUGCUAAUUGAGUCAUGUUCACUGUCCACUAUGAUUAGCAGUUAAGGCAGACUUCUUCCACUGUUAAACUGUUAGACAUUUGCCCUGGUGGCUUUUCCUUUAUUCCAAUUGUUUAUAAAGGAAAGGGGGUUUGCAGUGGUUUUUAUAACUGAAUUCUUUAUAUUUCAAAAUAUAUCUAUCUGUUGUUUGCUAUAAGUCACUUAGAGGCUUCUGUGUAGUUGGUGCAUAAAUCUUAAUUUAUUGACUUAAAAUUAAUAUUGUUAAAAUCACUAAAAAGUUUAGGAUUACUGCUUUUGUUCAUUAGAAAUGCAUUGACUUUCAGGAUAUAUUUUUGAUCUGCAUUUCUAAUCAAAAUAUCAGAUAAUUUAUAAAUCACAUAAUUUAUAACAGAUUAAUACUCCUUUUAAAGUUUUGUAUCUGGACUUCAGAACCUAAAAACACACAUGAAUUGUGCUGCUUCUCAAAUAAAAUGUUGACUGUCUGAUUUUAGGGAUUUGAGUAAAAUCAAUAAUGGUGCACAUUCCUGUGAAAGGUAGUAACUGAGGUGGUGGUUGUCUUUAAGAAAAUAAUAGAGGAACAGUUAAAUGAGGUAAGGUAGAGUGUAUGAAUAAGAUAAUUGAUCAGAGGUUUGUGCCAGUAGUCAAGAGCCCUUAAACUUGGAUAGUUUCUUAUUUUAAUUUUGGUAUGCUGUAACUUCUAUUGCUAGAAAAUAUUCUAUCCUUCCAGGGCUGUUCCUAGGAGGUACGGUGCUCAGGGCAUAUCACAUAGCAUGGUGUCACCAUUGCCUUCCUCUCCUUCUGCCUCUGCUACUUCAUCUUUCCUUCAUGGUGAUGGUGGCAUGCCCCAGUUUAGCUGCGUCAGCUUUUCUCCUUUUUUGCUUUUGCUGCUACUUGGGCAGCAGCAAGGUCCUCCUCCCACCCAGCCUUACUCUAGGAAGGGAAGAAGUGGAUGGAGAGCCUCAUCAUUCAUUCAUUCUAUUUCAUUGCCACUUUUCACUCACAUCACAAAGCGGCUUACAUACAAUAAAUAGCAACAUAGUAGAACAUCACAAUUACAACAUAAAUCAUAUUAAAUAAUUAACAAAUAAAAAUAAAAUUAACAAAUCAUCAGUAAAGCAGCCACCUUCUAUGAAACACUAUUAACAAAAGAACUUAUAUUAUAAAAUUCAUCAGGUGCAUGAGAGGUGAAAGGAAAAGCUACGCAGCACAGCUGCUGCCUGUCUCCACGGGCACAAGUCCUGGGUAUGGUCACCCCAAUUCUCAUACAGACAGAUCAGGUAGCCCUGCAUUCUCUCCUCCAUUCUGAUGCUACAACCUUUAGGCAUAGAUUGUAAUUGUACUAUGUGUCUUUAUUAUUAUUUUUACGCACAAACUAUUUUUGAUGAAGAAGUGUUUUUGUUUUUCCUGCAGGUCAUUAUUAUUUACUAACAUAAUAGAAUUUAAAUAUAUAUAUUAAAUUAUGCUGUUUGUGUUCUUGUUCUGUGAACUAGUUUCUCAGACAACUGAAAACUGAAAAAAAAUUGGGCUCUCAUCUUUUUAAAGAUAUAGUGGGUGAUUCCUUUGAGUUACUCUGGUCUGUAUGCAUGCCUUAAACAGUUGCAUUUAAUCAGAUUCCUCCCCUUCUGCAUCCUUCGUCAGACUAUUCAUCCCAUGCUCAUUUCUCUCUCUUUUUUGGUACACUUUCAGGAGUUCUGACGUAGGCUUUAAGACACAAGAUUGAUUUUUCUCCCUUUAGUUUUUUGACUUUUUGCUUUUAUUCAUUCUUUCAGUGCUUGUUGUUUUUCAUGCCUGCUUCUUGUCUAUACUUCAUGAGGAUUUCCGGAGAUAGCUCUGGGAGGUGAUAGUGUUUCCAUGACUUUCUGUUUCCCUAUGGUCUGAUGUUACAAGUUAACUGCUGCCUGGCUAGGGAGUAAAGCUUCCUUUUAUAGCUCACAAGGAACAUCUAGAUACUAAGGAACUGUUAGAUCUAAAUUUUGGAUGAGAUUUUAUAUCAGAAUAAUGUCUGCAUACAAUUACUUUCCUCUUACAAAUCCUAUUACAGAAGGUUUGUAGUGAGGCCUGUACCAACUGAUUAAAUAAAUCUUAGAUUCAAAGGCAAAGUGGCCGGUGAGUGUGUGUCCUUCGUUAGGGUAAAAUGGAAAAUCUAUUCAUAAUAAUACCUUGUGUGGUGUUGGUUUAACAUUCUAUAGAAAACAUGGCUUUCAGCAUUUAUUGAAGACAUUUGUGUUCACCAAUAAAACUUCUCUUAAACCAGGUGCUUCUGCUUGACGGAUCAUGUUAUAUUGAAUUUAUGACCUUCUGGUAAUUUCAUGGCAAAAGACUGGUAACCUAAAUAAAGAAUUGACCUCAUAUCAGAAUAGCGAACAGAGAAUCAACAACUAAAGAACUGUCUCCUACAAUGGAUUACAUACCCUUUCUAAAUAGUGAAGUAACAAGGACAAGCAUAGAAAGCCUGUGAAAGGUAAACAGAUCCAAUUUUUAACUACUGCUGCAACUGUCUUCAAGAAAGAUAUUGUUUAAUAUGAUAUGUACGCUACACACGCUUAGUCAACAGACUGGUUUGCAGAGUUCCAAGUAUGAUACAUUAGUUAUGUUUUGCUAAGACUAAAGAACAUUGAAUAUUCUAUUGCAAUCAGAGCAGAAUUGCUGUAAAACUUCAAGUGAGAUCUAUUAUUGUUAUUAUAUUUAUAUCCUGCCUUUUCCCCAUACUGGAACUAAGAAGGGUCUGCUAAAAUAAGGUCAGGAGAAAUAUAUUCUGGUCAGAUAGCAAUCAAUAGAAUUAAAAUUAGAACGUCUCACCAAAUUGCUCUUUGCAUUUCAUUAUGACUUCCUGUCAUAUUCCAGAGGAAUAAUUUCACAGUAUGUUAGCCAAAUAGCUCAUAUUUUUAAAUCACUUCUCACCUCCCAAUCCAACUAGGAAAUAUAUAUACAGUAUACAUUGUCUCUCCUAAUUGGAUGACAAAUCAUAAGUUCUGAUGGGCAUUGGUGUGCUUCAUUUCUUCAGUCUACUUGUUGAAGUUGCACAUACACAGCCCUGGUCAGAUAAUUGGUGAUUGUGCCAAGAUAAGUUGGGUUUUGGGGAAGGUAUGGUUUGUACUGAAAUUGUUUAUGUUGUAUAAGCUUGCCUCUUGCUGAAACAACAUUGUUUUGCUCCCAUAAGUGUGAAAGUAACUGUGCCCUGAUUAUAGGUAAAACUUUGGUACUGGGCACCCUUAAUGCUCUCCUUUGAAAGGGAAGUCUACCUUUACUUUUCAUUAGGGUAUUUGCUUUGAAUGGGUAAGAUGUGAAAUGCAGUGAUUAUUGUUCUAUGCGAGAUCUUCAAAAAUAAUAAGAAUCUUUAAGUUUUCAAAUGCAGAGGUUUCCUAAAGUUGUGCCUGUUCCUCUAUGCCUUUAUGUCUUGAAUGGGAGGAAAAGAAAUUGUGUUCAGAUAAUGUGAAUCUCCUGGCCCUUGUCUUCUCAAACAAUAGGGACUGAACCAAAGGUCUGCCAGAACAGAUGGAGCUGGCAUGAGUGGAAUCUCCCAAUAAUUAUGAAUGCAUGAGUAUACUCCUGUCUCAGGUGGUCUGCAACAAAUGAAGAAUAUAAGCACCACCUAUCACUGCCAGAAAGAACCCUUUUCUUAUGUUUGUUUUCCUCUUCCCUCACGAUGCAUUUCAAUUAGAUUGUGAGCCUGCAGACAGGGGUUGCUUAAUCUUUUAGUCUUUGUUCAUUGCUUAGAAAAUGGUAGUCAUGUUAGGAACAUGCUGCUUCACAUUUCUAGAGCCACUGAGUUCCAUGAGGCAGUGCUCAUUGUCUUUGGGUUUUUUUGAACCAGUGUUAUGAAUCAAUAGCUAACGUUGAGUUUGAAUGUGUGAAAACAAUUGCCCCUCUGCUCAGCUGCAAAGCUCACUAGGUGGUCUUGGGCAAGUCCCUAUAUCUUCCUCACCUGCCUCACAGAGUUGUGAGGGUAAAUUUACUUUCUGUACUCCUUGAAGGAAAACUGGGAUUUAAAUUAAAAAUACACAAUGCCUUUCUCAUUUCUUGCAAUGUGUCUGUUUCCUUAACAGCAUUUUUACUGGCAUGCUUACAUGGCAAAAUUGUUUCCAUAGCCAUACUGUUUUCUCUGUAGAAAUAAUACUGAUGGUUUUCCUUUUUUAGAAAAUAUUUCCAUAAUUGCACUACCAGUGUAUACCAUCAACUCACCAUCUAAGAGUUUGCCAAAAACAUUUGCACCAAUAAAUGUGAAUGUUGAGCCCCAAAUGGUAAGUACUGUUUUUCUUUCACAGCAUUGCACUGUAGAAACUCAUGCCAGAUUUCCUUUCCAACUGACAGCGUACCAGUACUCUUUAUUAUGAAUAAUGUUUGGUUUAUUUUUUUAAAAAAAACUAUUUGUAAGCAUUAGUUGCUAGUAAAAGUUUAGGAUUCUGAAUAGAGAACAUCAUAAUUGGUGCUUAAUGAAACAUUGAUUUCUAGGCAUGCCAUGUUGAAACACUAUUUUGAAAGCACUGGUAUGACUGCUAUUAAUAAAUGCAGUUCUGCUGAUGUUCUGGAAUGAUACUGAGCUUGUUGUGCAGUCGCACUUAGUGGUUAAACUGAGAAACAGUUACACAAUAUUUCCUGCUACUCCCUUGCAAUAGUUUCCUUGCUUAGUGUAAACAAAUGUCCAUUGUAUGCUUGAUUCUUGGCAAAAAUCUGGCUUUUAACAAAUAAAGUUAAUUGGUUUAGUUCUACUUGUAGAAACAAGAGCAAAAAAAUAAUACACAUGACUUUUUUUAUUCCACUGAACACUUCUUUCUGUAUAGCACAAAAUAUUGAUCCAUGUCUCCCCUGCAAUUUCCAGUCUAUUACCAGAUUAUUUUAUCUUUUGGUAGUAGAACCAGCAUGUCACUAGCAGAAUUUUUAGCACCUGUCUCUAUAAAACUGCAUUGUGUAGUGGAACAUGGUAAUAUUUGAAGUUUGUUAUGCAAUAAUAUGUUAAAUGCAUUUUAUGCUGUCACUUCCACUCUGACUAUUGUUGGGCAACUUAAAGGCUACUUUUCUGCAGUUUGAUUGUCAUACUCCUUAGUUCAUAGUCCUUUGUCAUCUAACCUAAAUCACGUUAAUGACUAAAUAUGCUACUAUGCUUAAGCAUUUAUUUUAAAGAAAAAAUGUGGUGAUCAUGCAUGCUGUCCAUAAUUCUUAAAGAUCUGAUCGGGCAUCAAAUCAAGAUUUACUUUUGUUAUCCAAGAAUGUACAGCAACUCCCUCAAUCAGUGAAUCAUCCUAGCAGAUGGAAUUGGCAAUUUUUUAGACCAGACAUUCUUAGCAAAUAAAGCCCAUAAAAGUGCAAGUUGGUAGCUUUUACAACGGUUGUGGUGUGACAUGGAGAAAAGAUAUAAGCUAAUAUGUACUAUGGUUGGCUGUUCAGGUGUGUGCAUCUUUGACUGAGGCUCAAAACAGUUUGAUGGAUUUGGUUAAGAACUUCACUUAAUCCAGAUCCUGUCUUUGUAGUGAACUGCAAGAGUUGUCCUGCUGCAACUGGCAGCUAAUUUGGAGUUUAUAGCUCCUGAAUGUGCAGUACGGUGCAGAAAAUAAUUAUAUCCUGCUUUUUUAAUACUUGUUACCUUAGCCCUGAGUUUACAGUGAUAUUUAGGUUACCAAAACAAAUAAAGGCAUUCCUGAAUGGUAAAUUGCAGGAGAAAAAGUUGAAAUUAUUUUUAAUUUAUAUACAGAUCAAUGCCAAAAUAGGCUUCUAAGUUGUUUACAUGUAUAAAAACCAAUCACACAGCAUUAAAAUAAAAACAUCCACAAUUAAAAUACAUAAUAAAAGAAUCCCAUUAAAACAGAAGGCUUGGGUCAAAAUAUCAAGGAAAUGCCUCUGUAAGCAGGUGCAGUUUCAAAAUAUACAGGAUGCCAAUACAGAUGGGGCGUCUUGGUGUUUAGCAAGGUGUGUGUUCUGUAACACUAACGCCACCAUUGUAAAAGACCACCACCUCAAGCCAAUAAUCAUUAGGCCAUGUCAAAACUAAAUAGGUUCAGUUUGUUAAUUGUUGUUCCCUUACUGGGCAACGGAGGGGAAAUAGGUCUUUCAUGUUACAUAUUCAAAGUUUCUAGUUCUGCUGAAAGAUACAUCUGUUUUCAGCAUAUAAUUUUAUACUAGUGACCUUGAAUGCCAGUUUUAAAACCUAAAAUGUUACGCAAUAAUAGGAAACUUUGAAGGUAGCUGCAGCUAUCUUGUCUUUGAACAAUACAUAUUCACCUAAAAUUUAGUGGCAUUAAACUAUGAACUCUGGUACAGUAUCAAAAGACUGCUAUUUCUGGAUAGGAGGGAGAAGGUCUCAUCCCUUCAGAUAUGCAUUAGUCAGCAUCAUUGGAAGACCCUGUGUUCUAGUCUUAUGUGAUAAGGAGAAAAACUUACCCAUCCACUUUCUGCAGACCAUGCAUAAUCUUACACAUCUCCAAUAUGUCACCCCUCACUUACCAUUUUUUUAACUAAAAAGGCCCAGACAUUAUAGCAGUUCUUGAUAGGGGUCUAGCUUCAGCCCUUGGUCAUCUUAGUUGCCCAUCUCUAGUUCUACACGGUUGAGGCAUGUCACCCAGAACUGUACACAGUAUUUCAAGUGGUAUGACAGCAUAGAUUAAUAUGAAAGCAUAUGACAUUGAUAGACUUAUUUUCAGUCAUUUUCCUAGUGAUCUCUAACAUUGAAUUUGCCUUUUCACAGAUGCCACACACUGGGCUGCCACAUUAACUGAUCUAUCUACCACUAACACAACAUGAGAUAUUCAGUGCCAUGUAAGGGAUAGCCCCCACACCACUGCUGGAUUUCCAUCUUCACAACUGUUUUUUGUUUGCUUGGGAAACUGAAAGCCAAGACUACAUUUUUUGUUGAUGAGAUACUCCCCCCCCCCCACCACUAGCUAGGUCUGACCUAUCUGAUGCAUCAGUGUAGGACUGUAGGUUAGUUUCUAUCUACUUUCCUAACUUGGAAUUAGUCUAAGACUCAGACUUCCAUCCUCUGCUUCUGUUACCCUCUCCCCAUUAUGUAAGCAUAAAAACUCAAGAUGCCCUUGUUGGACUGUUUUGGUAUAUAUUUUGCAUCUGGGGAAUCCUAUUAGUAUGAAAAAGCUGCUGCUUUAUUGAUGACUGUUCUGUUCAAGGAAACUGGUGCAGGGAGAGGGAAGAGACCUGCAACAUAAUGUGUACAUCUUUGUGACUUCUCUGCCUCUUUCUUAUCUCAGUCAUUCACCAAUAGUUGUGGAGUCGUCGUCCUCUUCUCCAUAGUGCAGUCAUUUUUGAGGCCUGCAGCAAAAUGUGUUGUAAGGGGUGUUUCUACCCUCUUUGGGCACCAAUAGUAUAUUUCAUUGAGUUACAGAGGACUUGUAUACUUCUCAUGUGCCAGUUUCUCUCUUAUUUUCAUUUAAAAUUAUCAUAGCCCAGCAUGGGAGAAAGAGAGCUUGUAAGUGGCAUGCUCCCAAUCUUCUGAGCGCAGUUAAAAGAUUGGAGGUGUUACAUCUGCGCUGGUUUUAUAGUAAGCUGGCAUUGCCUGGCUCAAAAUGUUCAAAAUGGUUUUGUCUACUUUUGUUCUGGUUUUUGGGUGAGCCCUUUCAAGUAAUGAACCCUAUUGUCUGCAUUUUUAAAAUUUUUACAGUAGAUGGCAGUAGAGUAGAGUUAAAAGAUACCGCAACUAGAAACUAACCACUAUUCUUGUAUUCAAAUAAAAUACAAAAUGUAGCAUUCUUAGUCUAUAGUCUAUUGCUUCACACAGACUGUAGUGAUGGUAUAGUUAGUACUGUAAUACCAAAUAUUUAAUAUUUCAAUCAAUAAUAUUUAGUCUUGAAAUGGGAAAGCUUUGUGUGCUGUUUGCAGGCAUGAACACUAGAAUUUUUUGUUAAAAUAUUAUUAGCACUUCUGAGCCAUGUUUUAAAGGGGCAUGAUUUGUGACAACAGCUGUAUAGUAUACCAAUGCAAGGGUGUGUUAAUAUGUUCAUUUCUGAACUAUUCAUAGAUGUGUGUCUGCAAGACCAGGGUGUGUACAUUUGCAACUCUGCACGGUAUUGUAGAGCUGCAGAAGUGGCUUCAUAGUUGAAGCAUGUUGUGUCUCAGCUUGAAAAGUUUAGCCAUCUUAAAAUCAAAAGGACGUACUCCCUAUUAGAAUGACAUUUGGCAUGGGGGAUCUGCCAAACUAACAAAACUUAAGUGUAAUCUGAUGAAGGCUUGAGUUUUGCUGCUUAAAAAUUUUGCUUUGAGUUUUGAUUACAACAUUAGACCAGAAUAUAUUUACUACUUUCAUGGCAUGGAAGUUAAGAUGGGCACCAUAUAAGUUUCAUACUGUUUUGUGCAUUAGUGAAUUUGUUAAGCCUUAACUGUCUCAAACUGAAGCGCUUUUAGAUCCUAGAAUUCCAGUUUGUACAGGCCUAUGUCAAGGUUAAUAACUAAGUGGAUGAUACUCAGAUGAGACCUAAUGGCAUAUCGCUGAACAUUGUUUAUUUUUCAUCUUUCAAGAUUGCUGCUGAACUCUGGCCCCACAAAAACUUUUAUGCAGCCAGGCCCAUAAAUAUGCUUCAUUUGGUUACUUGUAGUUUAGCAUAAGUUUAUAUGCAUGCCUAAUUCUGUUACAUUUGUGGUUUUAUAUUCUUUGUUUUUCUCAGUUGAAAAUAUGUUGCCAUACAGAAUGAUCUAAUCUCCUUACCUUAAACCAUCAGUAUACAUAUUUCCCCCCCAAAAAUGCUGUGAACGCCACUCAUGUGAAAGAACUCUACAUUCUGAAAUUUGGCUUGUUUAGACAAUACUUUGCCUCCGGGAGGCAACCAUUGUUUGAACAGGCUCACAAAGAAAAAUCAGGUUAUUACACAAUUUUGUGUUUUCAUCGUUAAGGAAAAUUGCAAGGAAGUGAAUUGUUAUCUUCCUGUCUUACCUAACCCUGCUUAGCUAUUUCAGGCCAGGUGUGGAGGACCUGAACUCUGUACAGAUUUUGAAUUGAACAUGUGUUGGGGUUAGGGCCUGAUGGUAGGAUUCUGCUCCACCACCUCCACAUUCGAUCUUGCUAAAUUAUUCCUUCUACUCAAGUAGAGCACUCUUCUACUAACAAAUUUUUUUAAUAUAUUUUUAAUUCACUGUAAAGUGAAUAAGAACUGCAUUCUUAAUAUUUUUAAUAUUCUUAAUAUUUUCUUGGCAACAUUUAUUUUAACAUUUACUCUUGGGAAGUAGAAAGAUAUUGUUACAACCCAUAUUAUGGUUAAGAAGAAUUCAGUUUCCUAAGUCAAUAGGACAGAGCAUCUUCUACUAUCAUGGAUUUGUGUGUGUUUUGAUUGGCAGUUCAACAAAGAGAAGGUGGCCGCUCAAUAGGACAGCAUCUGGCUGACAUCAUGCUGACCUUGUUGCAAAAGUUUCUUAAGGGUGUAGCCAACACUGAAAACUCAUGCUGUGUUUAUAGACCAUUUGAUAUGGAAUAGAGAGAUGCAUGGAAAAUGUAGACUUCCUGUUUAAACUAUGAAAUAAGUCAGCAGUGCAGUGCAGCAGCUAACGGGACUAAUGCAAUUCUAGGUUGCAUCAACAGACAUAUAGCAUCCAGGUCAUUGGAAGUAAUGGUACCACUCUGUAUUCUUGAAAUGUCAGUUUAAGAAGGAUAAUGACAAACUGGAACAUGUCCAGAGGAGAGUGACAAGAGUGAAAGAGCUGGAGACCAUGUCCUGUGAGGAAACACUGAAAGGCGAUACAAUGACCAUAUUUGAAUGACUCACCCAUGCAUGAUAUUGUAAUUUGUUUUACAGAGGGCAGUACCCAAAUCAAUUGUAUCAAAAGGAUUUAGGCUAAAAAUUAGGAGUAUCCUCUUGCUGGUAUGUUCUGUUUGACAGUGGAAUAGAUUGCCUUGGAGAGGCUUUAUUCCUCAACAUGAUUUUUUAGAUCUCUUCCAACUCUGAUUCUAAAUAUUAAGAGUUUAUCCCAGCAUCAUUAAUCUCUUAGCACAGUCCUAAGUCUGAAAAUUGUACACUUCCACACUUUCAUUGUGUAUUUUUGAGGAUAUAUACUGAUACAGUGGUACCUCAGGUUAAGAACUUAAUUCGUUCUGGAGGUCCGUUCUUAACAUGAAACUGUUCUUAACCUGAGGUACCACUUUAGCUAAUGGGGCCUUCCGCUGCCGCCGUGGCACCGGAGCACGACUUCUGUUCUCAUCCUGAAGCAAAGUUCUUAACCUGAGGUACUAUUUCUGGGUUAGCGGAGUCUGUAACCUGAAGCGCCUGUAACCUUAGGUACCACUGUAUUCUGGUUUAAGCUCCAUAUAAGAUGUAUUUUAUUGUUUCUGUGUUCAGGUUUGCUUUGCAGAGUUUAAUUUGUUCUUUCUCUAAUUUCCAUAGAUUAUAAGCACACCACAAAGACUGACCAAUUCAGGAAGUGUUCUCAUUGGGUGUCCCUACACCACAGCAUCAGCCAUGGUCACACAGAUGCAUAUAACUGAAGCCACUGGCUGGGUUCCAGGGUAAAUAAUCCGUUCUUGCAUGUUCAUUCUGAGUUCCAUGUUUUCUUCAUAAGUUAGGAAUUCUACUUAAUGCACCUUUUGACUUUUGUAUGCAAACAUGUAGCCGCUUGACUUUGGUCAAGCUUCAUUAAGUUACAUAAUUUAUAUAUGGGAUGAUAGAAAUAAUGGAGACUAUUUGCGCAAUUAAAACAAGUCCUUACUCCUUCCUUAAAUUUCUGUUGUAUGUAUAGCAUCACACUUGCAUAUUAGAGAAGUAUGCCAAUCUGGAAGUAGGGCUAAGAAAAGGCUAUUCUUUUAAAAUCUAGUUUGCCAGUGUAAGUUUCCAUUGGUAAGCAACAAAAUGGGCUGCUGUUGCAUAGAGCUUUGCUCUUCAUCAAGAAGUUAAGAGGUAUUUUGGGCCUUACUAUGCAGCUAUUCUGAACGGUUUUGAAGCUGUGCUAUUUAAAACAUUUUAAAUAUUCAUUGUUCAUUAGAAUGGCAAAGAUUUUGAUUUCAUGCUGAUAAUAUAUAUAAAGAAAUUGGAAGGGGUGAACACUUUGAAUUUAGCAGCUGGGCUUGGUUUAUUGUGAAUUUUGCUGAGUUGCUUUAUCUAUUUCCACUCUUUUUAGAAGCUUGUAAGAUCUAUAUGGUGCUAGAGAUAGUCUUAAUUUUUGGUAACUAGAGAUAUGGUUGCUGUAACAUCAUCUGCUUUUGUUUGCCUAAGUUAUCCAAGAUCUCUUUAACUUGCAGGUAUGGAAUACAGGAAUAUAUAUAUAUUUUAUAAAAAACCCUCUAUCCUUUAGGGCACUCAUUAUCUUUCACCUUCACUUCUCACAGCUAGCUAAGAAGCAGAGUAAACAACUUCAGAAAGCUAUCCACUACAACCCAAAGGUCUCACUCCUGGUCAGUCACUGCCACUUCAGACCCUAUGAGCAUAUAUGUGAAAUUGAUAUUCUUUUUGCCCCUACAUGCAUCACUUUUCACUUGCAUACAUUGAAUUGCAUUUGGCAUUUUAUUGCCCAUUCAACUCAGUUUCGAGAGAUCCUUCACAGCUCCUUUUUGUUAUUGCCACCCGGAACAAUUUCAUAUCAUGAGCAAACUUGACUGCCUCACUGCGUACCCCUAACUAAAUGAUUUAUGAACAAGUUAAAAAGGACAGGUCCCAAUAUUGAUCCUUGAGGGACCCCACGUUCUACAUCUCUUCAUUGUGAGAACUGUCCAUUUAUUCCUACUUUGUUUCCUGUUUCUUAACCAGAGGACUUCUCUUAUUCCAUGACUGGUGUGAUCUUGCAUCAAAAGCUUUUUAAAAGUCAAAAUACAUGUCAGCUGGAUCACCUCUAUCAUAUGCCUGUUCACACUCUUAAAAAAAAUUACAGGUUAGAGAGACAGGACUUACCCUUAUAGAAGCCCCACUGGUUCCACUAUGCUUGGUAAUUUUGUCUUUGACAAUGCUUUUCUCUGGCUUUUUGGUAGUGGAUCAGUGAUUUCACAUUUGAGUUCUUUAAGAACUUUUGGGUGGCAGCCAUCCAGAUCUGGCAACCUGUCAUUUUUAAUUUUUUUGUCAAUAAUACCUCAAACUUAGUCUUUUAUCUCCACUAUUUGCCGCAGUUCCUCACACUGUGAAAGUUAAUUUCAGCACAGGGAUCUGCCCUAUAUCUUCCACGGUGAAGAUAGAUGCAUAUAAUUCAUUUAUCCUCUCCACAAUCUCCUUAUCCUACUUCAAUACACCUUUAACUCUAUUGUCAUCCAAAGGUCCAACUGCCUUCCUAGCUGGUCUCUUGAUACUAAUGUAUUUAAAUAUUUCUUGGUUCGUGGUUUUCAUGUUUUUAGCAAUGUGCUCCUUAAUUAUCUUUCGGCAUCCCUUAUUGUCUGUUUGUAUUUAUUUUGCCAAAAAUUGUGUUCCUGUUCAUGUCCACAUUUCAACAAGACUUCCAUUUUCUAAAGGAAGUUUUCUUGUCUCUAAUGGCUUCUUUUAUGUUGCUCAUUAAUGGCACAGGCACCCUAUUAGCCUUGGUCAUAUCUUUUCUUGAUCUGUGGUAUCUAAUUUUGUGGUUUUAAAUAACUCAUAAGGAUUUUGGAGAAAUCCAACCCUCUUGACUUUCCUUUUCAACUAAAUAAUCAUGAUAACAACAAAUUUUCUAUACCACCUUUCAUCCGAGGAUCACAAUAUAUCUUUUUCUUUUUCUUUUUCUUUUUCUUUUUCUUUUUCUUUUUACCAAUCCCCUCAUUAUCAAAUGUGGCCAUGUUGGAUUUUCUUAGCCAUUGUCCAUUUACAUAUAUAUAUUGAAUAGGAUAGCUUCAACAAUAUUUACAUCUAUACUAUCUUCACCCACAAUGAUUUGGUAGAGAAGCCUUCCUCUUUUGUGAUUUCUAGCUUAUCAGAUUGUAUGUCCUCUUCCACAGACAAACACCACUUCCCCCAGUGUGACCUUUCCUUCCUCCUUAUAGUGAUUGUAUCCAAAUGUUUCUGCGAAAUAAUAAUAAUAAUAAUAAUAAUAAUAAUAAUAAUAUAUUUUUACCCCAUCCAUCUCUGGGUGGCUCCCAACAGAAUAUUAAAAACACGAUAAAACAUCAAACAGUAAAAUAGUAAUCAUGAGAAGGCCCAUUUCUUUGUGCCACACAGUUGAGUUCUCUCGCUUAUGGCACAGCUAGUGGGGCCUCUUCUAAACGUCUUAGUAAUCAGAUAGGUCUAUAUAUAAGAGGAAAGGUUCUCUCAGGUAAAUGGUUCCCAAGUUGCUUAAGGCUCCAUACGUUAAUGACAGGUGCUUUAACCUGGCUUGGUAGCAAACUAGAGGCAGUGCAACCCCAUCCAGAACAGGCAAACUACCUAACACCCAUUUACCCACAGCGCCUUCCAGUCAAAGAUGUGGGAUGGUUUCUGAUAGUUGGAGCCAGUCUCCUGCUGCUGCUGCUCUACAUAUGAACUUCUUCUUUUGGGCUGGUUGUGGAGGAUAAGCAAGCAGAGUGCAUGUGUCUGCUUGUUUGAAUAACUCCCUUGCUCUAGGGGCAGGACAAGGAAAGCAUGUUGGGAAGAGAAGCACUGCCAAGACCCACCUUAGCUAUAUAGGCCCUGCAAAGAUGAAAACAGGAAAAGCAGCAGGAGAAACAGCUGCUAAUCUGGUGCAGUCUGCCCAGGUCUUGAGCAGGCAACCAGCAGAGGAAAAUGGUGUCAUCUUCACCACUCAGGCUUUUCCUGGUUCUCGGUUUUGUUUGAGGAUCAACCACUUUCACAGUUCAUUGUAUGGACUGAGGACCUGGUUGUUUCAUCUCAUUUUUUAAGAAAUUGAGGAACUAAUACAUAUAAUCGGAAUGCAACAAACGCAAUAGGAAACACAAACUUUUAUACAAGCAUAUAACAAUGUGAAUGAAACCACAUAUCCUCUUAAAAAUCUGCUUUAAGAGAGAACUAGGGCAGAGUGUGUUAUGACCAGUUUGAGAACUGAUGUGGCCAGUUUGUUCCUGUCCAGGUCCCUACAAGAGUUCUGCAAAAGUCAGAAAAGGGCAAGAGCUGUUCUAGAGCUACUCCCGGCACCAGCACCACAAAAGGCAGCAGAAAUAAUUCUCCAGCUGUUUUAUCAUCCAGUUCUUCUACCAGGGUUCCUUUCUUAAGAACUCUUGGGACUAUCAAAAUUUCUCUUCCAUUGGCCUUCUUCCCUACAGAGAAGUUAUUGCCCAUUUUUCCUAAUAAGAUGCUCAUUUAGUAUGUCCAGGAAGGCCUGCUGAUCAGCCCCCAUUCCCCAGCAAAGUUUCAGGUUCCUCAGCUAGAGCUCAGGAAGAUGAUCAGGGAAUGAAGUUGAAGAGAAACAACAUUUCUCAUCCCAGCAAAACUCUUACAACUGAAUGUCACCCAUUGGUUUUAUUUCUAUAAAUUCAUCUAAAUAAAAUUAACUGUUUAACCAAGGGAUCACUUAGUGGUGUACACUGAAUAAUUUGAAACAAUCAAUGUACAAAUAAAUUCCAAUUUAUUUAAGUUUCGUCAAGUUGCAUUCCCCUAGGGGCAAUUACAACUAUUACAAAUUAUGCUCAAUAUAUUUGACUAGCUUUAAAAAUGAAUAAAGCAAGUACUUAAAAUAUUUAGAAUAGGUAUAACUUGUGCUAUGAAACAUUAGUACAGCCUAAAAUCCAUAUUUUGAUAUGUGCUGUUUUUUAAUGUUUACAGGGAUAGAAAACGAACUCAAGACUUUAUGGAAUCAGAUUUUUCAGAAAGGUUUGUAUCACUGCUGCAUCCUGAAUAUGCUGACCUUUGAACUUGUUAGCAAGAUUUCAUUUCCAUCUCCCUGAAAUAGUUCAGUUUACUAUAAUAGACCAAAUAAUAUUGUCCUUUGUUGUACUUGCACACCUAUUCUAACAGAUUGUCUGGCUCGAACUAAUAACUAUCCGGUUGUUUAUAUAACUUGCAAAAUAUUUGGAAAUGCAGUUUUGUAGAGGUGAUAAGAUCUAUCAUUGACUUUUGGUGAGAAAAAUCUAGUUAAAUCGCCAUGUGUUUUUCUGCAGGCACAAUUCCGGUAAACGUACUUCAGUGCUUUAUCAGUCACUUCAGGGCUACACUUGUAAGACUUUAUAGCAAUUGAAUUUUACUACUUGUAUAUAGGAAGUGAAAGUGAAGUUAGUGACGGUAAAAAAAAUAUGUUAGAGUCAUAGUAGAGCAUAUGCUUUUCAUGUCAAAAGGUCCCAGGUUCAGUUCCCACCAUCUCUACUAGCAAGUCUACUAAGCCUCUGCCUGAGCCUAUGUGACUAUAUGGAAACUUCAGGUGCAGGGGCAGUAUUGCACUGAAUACUGGCUGCUGGGGGGCUGUACAGUAGUGAUAGGCUACUGACCUCAUGCUCUGCCUGUUGCCUUCACAGUCUAACUAGUUACUAACAGGAGCAAAGUUCUGAACUAUAUGUACUUUUGAUCUGACCCCACAAGGUUUUCUUUGCCGCCACAAGUAAAAAAUGGCAAAUACACCAUUUGAUUCUAUUAUAUGUGAGUUGUAAGCAAGUAUACCAUUGUAGAAUUUCCAAAAAACAUAGAAUCAUAUCCCCAGAAGAAAAACAUGAGCUUGAAAUGCAUUGGAGCAAAUUAUUUGAUUUGCUGCUGGUUUUUUGGUUUGAAAAUGAUUACAUUUCAGAGUAGGUUCUUCUGCACUUCCAAAAUUCUAGUAAACUAGCUAGAUGGUUUAAUGUACUGUAUAAUCUUUGCAAAGAACACAUUCAUAACGUAAACACAAAGCAGUAUCUUGCAAGAAAGAGAAUGAAAUUAAAAUUGCAUGGCUGAUUCUAGCAUUAUAAAUUAUUUAUCAUAUUUUCCCAAAUAAACAUUUUUUCCAUAUACUGCACCUUCCAGCAAACAGAUAGUGCUUAGCAUGAAAAAUCUGUGAUUGGUCUUUGUUGUCAAACUUAAGAUUUGAAUUUUUCUUCAUCACAGUAAAAGAAGCAGAAAAGGAGAUAAAAAUGGAAAGGGUUUGAGACAUUUUUCAAUGAAAGUAUGUGAAAAGGUCCAGCAUAAAGGAACAACAUCUUAUAAUGAAGUUGCAGAUGAGCUGGUAUCGGAUUUUACAAACUCUAAUGGCCACUUAGCUACAGAUUCAGUAAGUAGAAAGUAACAUUCAUACACAUCUAAUAUUUUGCAACCCACUUGUUCCUCUAUAAUCAAAUUAAAAUAUUAUGUGUAAACUAUUAAGGGCUUGAGGAGACCAGUGCUCUUUCCACCCCACCCUCAAUUUUCUUCCCUACCCCACUUUUGCUGAAACACUUACCAAUCUAUGCCUCAGCUAUUUUCAGUCAUAGAUUGACAUAAUAAACUUGUACAGUCUGUCCGGCUUCAGUUUCCUCUAGAGCUGUCUGUCUGUCUCUCUCUGAUUCAAUUGCUGUCAACAUUCUGUAAGCCCUGGGACCUCACAUGAGCUUGUUAGCCCAUUUUCAGCUUUUGAAUCCCUCCUCUCUCUCCCCUACACCUGCCCCAUGAAUUUACAAACUUGUAUACUUUUGCAGUUCUUGUGACUCUUCGAAGUAGAUGGGAACCAUUCCCUUAUUUUGGAGCAAUCCUAUUUUAGCUUUAGACUAGCUGCUGUUGUGAAAUCUUACCAUUAGGAAAUUGUGAUUGUGAAAUCUCAUGGUCCAAGGGUGAGUAGAGGAGCGCUCCUCUCGCCACCCAUGAUUGCCCUGCCAGGUUCAAGGAGCAGAGUGGCUGCAGCUCUGCAAGACCUGUGAGCGGGGGAGACAUGAUUGUAUGGGGAGUGAUGAUGCAGGUGGCAGUGAGGUGGCGGGAGAUGUAGCCACCUUUUGGAAGCUUCUGCUGAGCCCAGAUUUGAAAAGUAUGAGCAGAUAUAGAAAGGGGAAGAAUGCAGCAGCCACAGAGCUUGGACGUAUUUAAACUGCUUUAAUAUUCAACAUCAGUUGACGUGUUAGCUUUCUCAAUUUUUCAUGGUUUAGUCUAGCAAUCUAUAGAUUAAAACAUAUGUUUUAUUGCCCUUUCAGUCUGUUCAAAUGUUGCCUUAUGUUUUUAAUAAAAAAGACAUGCUUAUAACGUGGCAUUUUCAAAAAUUCAGUACUCUAAUAAUUCUGUAAUCAAACUUGCAAAUGUUGUUCUUACGGCUAAUUAGGUAAUAAAUUGGACCUCUCUUGGCCCCUGUUCAGCUUUGGAUAUAAUCAAGGCAACUUUUUGUAUGAUAUUUUUCCUAUUUUGUAUACUUUUUUCAAUUAUGUAGUUCUGAGCAUGUAAAUACUUAGAGACAAUAUUCACAUUAAUUUAUAUAUGCCUUUUCCACAUUCCUGUGGAAGAAUAUGAUAUAUGUAUGUGAUUGGGAAGGAGAACCACCACUGGUUUGAUAUUGUAUAUAUCUUGGUUUUCUACAAGCUUUGCCCGUAAAUAUUAGUUAUAGUGUUCACAUUAAUGUCCUGCCUGCAGUGAAACCUUUAUAUGCAUUUUAAAAUGAUUUAAUACUGUUUUUCAUACCUGUAGUGAGCUGAUGAUAUAUUUAACAGUAUUGCAUUUUAAACAGGUUUAUGAUCAGAAGAAUAUUAGGCGGAGAGUUUAUGAUGCCCUCAAUGUAUUGAUGGCGAUGAACAUUAUUUCAAAGGAGAAAAAAGAAAUCAAAUGGAUAGGUCUUCCUACAAACUCGGCUCAAGAAUGUCAAAACCUUGAAGUGAGUGAGGGGUGUAAAAUUUAUAUUGGCAAACAUUGUAUUUUCUGUGUAUAAAAUGGAGAUGCAUGAAUUCUACUUUAAGUAGAGUGAUUCUAUAUAAAUUAUGAGUAUGAGUGCUAUCUGUGUGGGCCCCACACCAACCAAAAAAAUAUAGAAGUUUAUUAAUCUUUACAUACUGUUUUUAUAGAUGCAUAAUAAAAUCUUAGUCUUAAGAAAUAUACUGUAAACUGCUCUGGAAUAUUAAUUUUAGGGCAGCUUUAAAAGGAAACUAAACAAUAAACAGUAACUUCAAAAUAUAAUAGUUUUUAUACCUAAGUCCCAAUCAGAAUUGCAGUGUUCUGGUUAGCUGCCCCAUGUUAAAGUAUUGUCUCAUUUUUAACUUCAACUUUGCUGACUUCCCUACUUGAUUGAUGCAGCACGAAAGGUUCUGAUGGCAUCUGAAGUGCAUCUGACGAUUUUGCAACAUAUGUCCUAUAUGCUGCGAUUCAGGUUCCCUAAAACAGUCAUGAAGCAGUUUCACCUUGGCCCAGAGGAAAAGACACUUCUGUGUAUUUAUCUUCUGUUUUGUAUCUUUCUUUUCAUAUUUGUAUUUAAGAUAGAGAAACAACGACGUAUAGAACGUAUAAAACAGAAGAGAGCUCAGCUGCAAGAACUUAUACUUCAGGUAUAUUUUUCAAAUGUAUGAUACCACUUAAAUCCAUUGGGGGGAUGUUCAGCUAACUCACAGUAGGCUUGUUGAAAUUAAUGGACCUAACUUAGUCAUGUUCAUUAAAUUCAGUCAGUCUACUCUGAGUAAAACUUUGUUGAAUGCACUGCAUGUUGUUUACUAGUGUUAAGUGGUGUGGUGUGUAUAUAUAUAUAUAUGUGUGUGUGUGUAUAUAUAUGUGUGUGUGUGUGUGUGUGUGUGUGUGUGUGUGUAUAUAUAUAUAUAUAUAUAUAUAUAUAUAAAAGCAUUUUUAAACUAGCAGAGUACAUACUUCAAUGUUUCCUUCAGCUGUAAACUAAAAUAAGUUUGCCUUUUGAAAAGCAGCCUGUCUCAUAAUACAGCAAAUAAAUGUUCAAAGGAAUCUGUAACAAACCAGUAUGAACACAGAAGUCAUUCCCUGUCUAGCAUCACAGAAAAUCAGUGACAUUUUCUGAUUUAACCUACAUUUGUUUAUCAAAAUCUGCAGUAAUACUAAAAUUUAAGCUUCUCAAUGCUUCAUCUAAUACUAAAACAAUUCUCAUUUUCUGACACAAUAAUCUAGGACAGGUUUUGUUACGUGUUUUAAAAUUUGAUAAUUUUCAUUUCCUUCUACAGCAAAUUGCUUUCAAAAAUUUGGUACAAAGAAAUCAACAAAAUGAACAACAGACUCAGGGUGCUCCAGCUUUAAAUUCUACAAUACAACUGCCUUUUCUAGUAAUAAACACAAGCAAAAGUACCGUCAUAGAUUGCAGCAUCUCUCCUGACAAGUGAGUGUGAUAUGAAAGUACAUGCUGUAGUGUUGAGUGCUUUUUUAUUUCUAAAUAAAAAAAAAUCAAUUUGCCACCAGAUUUUACCCAUUUCUCUCCCAAUUCAUGUUGAGUUUUUUAUGUUUGGUCCACCUGAUGAGGAAGACCUCUGUGUUGAAACGCUUUUGAUAUUGUAUAGGAUUUGACCUGCUAAGAUGUUGUUAUCAGUAUAUUGGUAUUUGUGAUUAUUUUUGAAAUAAAGAUUUUUAAUUUUUUAAAAAUAGCACAUUUUCCCCUUUCACUUUGUUUUUGGCUGUUGGUCAUGCUGGCCAGAAGGCACCACCACACUUACUGUGGUAAGCAGAAUUGUUGACGCCUGGUUUUAUAUUCAAAUUUGUGUUAUAAAAACUUUCAUAAUAAAGCUGGCUAACAACAAAGUAUCUUGUUUCUGGAACAGCUUCUCUAGUAGCAAUUAUAAGCUGUCCUAUAAGUUAUUUUUAUGAAUUUUAUACGGCUAAAGGACCUAAGUAGGGAUGAAAUACACUUAAAAUGCAUUUGGUGGGCAGGAAGGGGGGCACUGAAUUUGAGUGAGGAGUUUGUAGAUGACCUUUAAAAUCCAUUUGGUUUAGUACAAGAAAAGAUUUUGGCUUAAGCAAGAUUUCCCCUCAACUUUGAAUCUGUUUAAUGAGGGGGGAAAGUUUAUGGACUCCUAUUGCCUCGCAUGGAAAAAGUGUUUUUAAUUGGGGAAAUAUAAUAAUUUGUACCCUGCUGAGAUGGCAGUUGACCAGAUGCAAUCAGAAGCACUUUCUGUACCUAGUUAUGUUUUAAAUAUAGCUUUGACUCAUGAAGUAAUCCUGCAAGUGUAAUUGUAUUUGGGCACUUAUUAACAUAUAAUUUAGAAAAUGCAUCUAAGCUGUACUAGGAAAUCUCACUCAUUUUCCCCCUCUUACAGAUUUGAAUACCUUUUUAAUUUUGAUAGCACUUUUGAGAUCCAUGAUGACACUGAAGUAUUAAAGCGAAUGGGAAUGUCACUUGGCCUAGAGACAGGCAAAUGCUCAUCGGCAGACCUAAGAGCUGCUAAAUCACUAGUGCCUAAAGCUUUAGAAAGCUAUGUCACAGGUAAGGCUGUGGUUUUUGCAUGUUGCUGAUUAAAUGCAAAUCCUCACCAUCGUGAAGAAUUUCUAAUGAUGUUAGACUGCAUGAAGAUGGCAAUACUGAGUGAUUUAUGAAAGUUGGCAGUAUUGUACAAACUAAAUCACAGGUUUAAAAGUAGUCAUCUGCAACUAGAGAUUCCAGAACUUGUAAAUAAACCAAAGUGCUUGAAUGGUGUACUAUUCAAAGUAGUGCCAUUAAUAAUUCCUGCUGUCACCCUGCUAUUUCAAACUAAGGGAGUGUCUACAUAUUUUUAAAGUCCUGUGAAAAAGUAUGCUGCACAGUUUCAGUAAAGGUAUCUAGCAAAUGUAUUGACGAUCAAGGGGCUGUUUCUGGCUACAGAAUCUCUCUUAGUGGAACGAUACUUGAAGUGGCUUGCUACACACAGUCACAAAAUAGAUAAGCUAAAGAACCACUUUAAACAAUUUGUGACAUAGGCAGAGCAGAUUAUGUUAUACUUUAAACCAGCCUUCUCCAAUCUGGUGCCCUCAGGAUAUUGUUGAACCACAAUUUUCACUGCCCCAGACUAUUUGCUUUGCUAAGGGGCAGCAGGCACACCAAAUAAGGAAUAUUAUUGUGGUCACCAAGCCUUCUUUAAACACAAAAUAGGUUGCUGCCAAAAAGGUGCCUGGUGCUCAUCACCCUGAAAGUGACAGGCUUUCCUUCUUUGAAAGGAGGACUGUAGAGCACAGAGGGAGUCAUGUGAGUAUAUGUGAGCUACUCUUGGAAGCUGCUCUCCAACCCCUGCAUGCUGUUCCGGGGUUUUCCUCGAAACCCCCCUAUGCCGAAUUUUGCAGCUUGUUGAGAGGAGAGUGGGAGAAAACCCCAUUGUGCAAGUGGCUUCCACUGAUGAGAUUGGCUAGGUGAAUCCCAACCCAUUGUGUCCCCAGAGAAAUUUUCCUUGUUUAGUGAAUAUAACCACAUUUUUUACACUAACAUAUGCAUAAUUUUUUAGAGGAACACAAAACAUAUUUUAAAGCUGCAAAUGGCAAAUCUUAUGUUUUGUCUUUCUUUUCAGUGAUAGUUUCAAUAUUUCUUAGGACUUUUGAUUGUCCUUAUGAACAGGGAGCAAUAUGGGGAUUUAUUUUUUUUAUCGUUCUCUUUGCAAACAGCUAUUUCAAAGGACUCCUAUCUGUUCUCUUAAUCAUAACAUAAUUACGCAAUGUAAAGUUGUGGCUAGAUCUGUCUAAUCUGCAUAGUUACAGAAACCAGAGGCCUAUACAAACAAAGUAUCUGAUUUAAAUGUGUGUUGUACAAAUUUUCAGGGAGAGGUGUUGUGUUCAUUCCUCUUUAAAAGUUAUUCGCUAAUAAUAUCUUGAUGUUCUGAGCCUCUAGGUCUUGCAUCUUUGAACAUAGAGAAGCAAGCUUCCAACUUUAAUCACACCUAAACAGGAUUUCCAGUAUCCCAAAUGGCAACUUUAUUCUGACAGUCAAUGAGCUAUUGUAUUGUUUAAACUAAAGCACCAAAUUGAACAUGGAAAAAUGGGAUGUUGUAGAGUUUGCUUAUACCAAAACCCCAUAAGUAGAGCAGUAAUAUUGCAAUGAUUUCAUCAUCUGGAUCUCUAUAUUCAAGGGUAUAAAUACUUCAAUUGAGCACUUAUAUUUACUCAUGGAUGCUUGAAUAAACUUGAGAUGUUGAAUGUUGGAUAGUUGAACUUGCCUCUAUUGUAUUUCUCCCAUCUUCACUGUACUAUCUAGAAAGGGUUAAUGAGUGAACAAGCUAAGAUAAUCUCUUAGUUCCAUCUGUCUGAGUGUAUAGAGGGCCUUGUCUUCUGCUUUAAAAUUUCCUGAGCUAAAAAUAAUGCCAGCUUUAAUUUACCACUGGUACCAUUUUACCAGUGUACCUGAAAGAUUAACUUGCCCUCUUGUUGGAACAGCCAAAGUACACUAGACCCAUGCAAAUAGUCCAUUGCGCUGGCACUUCAAAGACUCUCCAGAUAAUUUGCUACACUAGAUCUAUGAUGUCAUUUUACAUUUAAAGGGAUUUCCCUUAGAUAAUUAGGGGAGGCUUUAACUCAAAUAGUCACCUAGCUUGUUGUAUUUUUAAGUUGAUCAGUCAACACUUUUGUUCUCUAAAAUGCUCUGGAUGAUUCAGCCUUUCCAGGUUGAAGUUUGUUUUUACCAUGCAAGAACUAUCAAUCUAGAAAGCUAACUUGCAUAUAUUUUUGAUAGGCUUAAAGAUAUCCCCCCCCCCCAAAAAAAAUUGCCUAGCAUGUGGGACACACCACUAAUAUGAUAACAUGGGAAACAGAACAGAAAGCCGGGGGGGGGGGGACGGUGUGCAAUAAACUCAGAUCAUCAAACUCCUGUUUGCAAGAUUCAGGCAUUCCUACUUGGCCAUAACGGAGAGAAGCUGGUGCCACUUCUUACUAGAAAUAGACCACAAAAUAACAACUAGCUUUUUAUAUAACGUAUAGCUAAUUACUUACUUUAUCCCCUCAAAUACUGUUUUUCUGAGACAUUUUAAUACAUAUUGCCCUUGUAAGCAUAUAUGUGUUUCAUACUGGUAACAUACCAAGUACUCUACAGAAAAUAGACAUGUAUGUCUCUGCUCCCAUUGCCAGUCCCUAAACUCUCACACAACAUGAGAAAAGGAUUAGAUGGUGCUAGGGAAGAGACUGAGCCACAUGUAUCCCUUCAACUUCAAAAGGCUUGGUGGAAUCAGUUCAAUGACUGCAGAAUAGACUAAAAGGUGAAAUUUUCAAGAUUCCAGACAUGGGCAUGCCUCAAGAGAAUAAAAAAGUAUGUUCCUGUACAGGAAAAGUAUUGACCAUUUGUUGUUGCAUGUUUACUCCACAUACAUGUUAUGUGUUGAGUUGUAAUUGACUAAAUGCUUUCUUUUAGAUAUGUCUACAGGAAUUUACUGCUUGAACCAGGGGCUAGUUUUAAAUUCAGCUCAAGCAGGUUCUGCUUUGGCCACAGCUGGGAAUACUGCUCUUUUUAAGUCAAGGUAAGUAAGUGGGACGCAUGUGGCGCUGUGGUCUGAACCACAGAGCCUAGGGCUUGCCGAUCAGAAAGUCGGCGGUUCAAAUCCCUGUGACGGGGUGAGCUCCCAUUGCUCGGUCCCUGCUCCUGCCAACCUAGCAGUUCGAAAGCACGUCAAAGUGCAAGUAGAUAAAUAGGUACCACUCCGGCAGGAAGGUAAACGGCAUUUCCGUGCACUGCUCUGGUUCGCCAGAAGUGGCUUAGUCAUGCUGGCCACAUGACCCAGAAGCUGUACACUGGCUCCCUUAGCCAGUAAAGCGAGAUGAGCGCCGCAACCCCAGAGUUGUCCGCGACUGGACAUAACUGUCAGGGGUCCCUUUACCUUUUACCUAAGUAAAUGUUGAAUGGAUGGCUUCUUUUUAUGUUAUUAAGAAACUACAAUUGCCUUCUGGGAAAAGUGAGCCCCGAGCCUUUAUUUCUUGUUAAAUUCUCCCAAGCAGAUACUGGGUUGAUGCUCUUCAAGUCAAGACACCCUGAUUUUUGUUACAUCUCUGUUGAUCACCUUUUGCUAUAUACAUUUCUGAAGUAAUCGCUGAACUGUGAUUGGGGUUUAAGAUUAAUGUGUUCAUGGGCUUAAGAUUAAGUAGGGUUCUAGAUUAGGAUGACUGGAAAAAGUGAAAUUACUUAUUUAAAGCCACAGAUCCCAUUUUAUGAAGGAUUUGCUCACAUACGCAUGGACAUCACUUUCUCCUUGGUUGAUUUACUCAUGAUUUGAUAGCUUUUAUUAGACCAAUCAAAAUACCACAAAACAGUGCACAAGCUUUCUAAUUCUUUAUCAGGCUGCAUGGUAAACAGACCUGAAGGAGUGGGAGGGAUCUUGGCCAAUGCAACACUGAGUAUGCAUCUGGUGAGGAGAGUAUUAUGCCAGAAUUUGGGAGGAGGUAGCCUGUGUUCAGAUGAGGCCCUUUAUAUGCUGUAGACUUCAGAUUGCAGCAAGGCCUGCUGGCAACAAGAAUUAACAAUGGCACAACAUUAGAUUAGGUUUAGCAUUCUAGUAUUCUGUUUGAAAGUUCUGUCUGUAGAAACUAAACAAAUCCAUAAUGUCUUAAUCACACAUGCAACACUGAGAUUGAUUCUAAUGUUGAGAUGCAUACCUGCAUGUGUUAACCAAACCUACAACAGUACAUCUUAGAGGAAUGCAGUUUUAAGUAUCAAGUUGUUAAAUAGGAGCCAGUUCUCUCAAGCAGAUUUUUUUGCUUCUUUAAUAGUGGAAAUCCAGGGUUGUGUCUAGAUUCUGAAGUGGCCUUAGCAACAGGCCAGCUGCUGGCUCCCAGCAGCCAACAGUCCAGCAGUGCAACAUCACACUACUCAGAGUCACGUGGUGAAACCCCCUGUUCCUUCAAUGAUGAGGAUGAGGAUGAAGACGACUCUUCUUCACCAGAAUAAAGGCACACUAGUCAUUUGAAAUACACCUCUUGUGCGCUUAACUCUCUUUACAUAGUUUUCUUCCACGUUUUGCCUCUUUACCCUGUGCAAUUUUGUUGAAAUUUUGGAAAAGUGUCAGAGACAGGAAGCUGCUUAUAACAAGGCACAGUACAUUGUACUACUACAGAACAAGAAGAGAGGAUGAUUCAGUGCUCAUACCUAUGCACAUCGGAGAGAAUGUAGAGCCCUUCAAACAAGCAAAUGACCUCUGGUGUGACAGUGUUCUCUUUCAUUUGUACCCAAAUCUCAUCCAGAGGCAGAAUGGAUUUCUUCUCCCUGCAACAUGUUAAUUCCAUACUUAAACAGCACUACAGUGACAGACUGUCUGCACUUCCUGUCAGGACAUUCAUUUACCCUAGGCCACUUCUCAUGCAUGGGUUGUUCCUCUCCUGUAUGCGUGGAGGGUCAGCUCCUGUGUUUUAUGUAUUUGUGUUUGUAGUCCUCACUGCCAGAAAGAAGUUGGAAGUGGUCCUGGUAGCUUGGUUCCAUAGGGGCCUCCUGGAUCCAUGGUGGACUCCUCUGUAAACUGCCAGGCAACUUGAGGACCCUCAUUAAAGUUUGUGACGGGUAAGAGUGGGAUGUCCUUUCCCAAUAAGCUUUGAAAGGCACAUGGUUAGUGUGCAACUCCACAUCUCCCCUUCUGGGCCCAUAUACCGAAUAAUUGAAUUGGCCCGCAUUAAUUUCCCCUUCACUAUUAGGGGAAAAAACACCUUUCAGAAAGGUCAGAGUGGACAAUGCACAAUUUUUCUUUUUAUAUCAUCAUCUGUUGCCUGCUUCAUUUCCCUUACAUCACAUAAGAUGCUAAUUAACUCCUCUGCCCAAUUGUCAAUUUUUUCUCUCUACAGAACACAGAUAUUUAAAACCACCGUGCCUCAUAAGACUAUGUGAUAGGGAAGCUAUUGAUGUUUUAUUCCGGUUGGAUAGCUGUGUGAAGAAGUGGUAUACGUUCACAAAGAGACUUGUGUUUUCAGCUUGAAAUCCUCAGUUUUAACUAUUCCAGAUUUAGUAUUUCAUUAGGUUAUCAUUUUCCCCUUCUACUGUCCAUUAAGCAGUGAGACAAUGCUCACAGCACACCCUGUGCUGCUGCUGCUGUUUUAAUUUAGAAAUGAAGAAACUGUAUUGAAGGAAUUUUUAAAUUUUUAAAAGAUGACAGUACAAAAUACUAAGAUUUUAACUGAUAUGUGACGUUCCCUCACACUUUUUAAUGGAUAAAGGAAGGUUAAAUCAUAGCAAAACUUUUCCCCAUAGAAUCUUAAAUUACACUCCUAUGAAAUCCAAGCAAUUUAGUUGACAAGUGUGUUCUGAAAUCAUAAUAAACUUGCUUUCUAAAUGUCUACUAGACCAAUGAAAUAUUAUAAAUUAUUUAAAUAAAAUACAGCUCUCUAGAGAGAACUAAAAAAUGAUUUUUUUUGAAGAAACUUUUGAUCUCAGGUUUUAAAAUGAUCUAUGAAGCCAUAAUAAUCUUUGCUGCAAAUCAUACAGUGCUGAUAGGGAAAUAAGAAACUGGUAUCUUCAAGUGUAACAAUGGAUGUGAAUAUAUGAAUACCGUAAUCUAAAGAGGCUUUUUACUUUGAUUUUGUGUGUGUGUUAAAUGAGGCAGCUUCAGCUGAAAGUACUAUGAUCUAAUUUUGGGGAAAUUAUAAAGAAUGUUUUAGAGAAGGUAUAUACUAGGUUUUUUAACUUUCUCAUGGUAGGAGAUGCAUGUCUUUUUAAUGUGGAUCCAUCCAUUCACUGUAAACACAAGGAUUGGGGGAUAAGCUCUACUUAGUAGCUUAUCUUUCCAGGUCUUUUCUCCCAGUUGGCUUUUAGUACCAGAAGUAAACUGGUUGGGAGAAAGGCACUUGAGGGAACAAGUUGAGGACAGGAAGAAGGUCUUGUGAGAAGCUUACCUGCAUGCUCCUUUGGCCUUUUAAAUCACACCCCCAAUUCCCUGCAUUACAAAAAAUUGCAGACCCAUGUUUAUAAAGCUGCUGUUCUACCUUGAUCAUUUCAGCCUUGUAGCAAAUCUCUUUCCUCCCAUUCCACUAAACAACACACACGCACAAACCUGGCAUCACCACAUUGCAUGCAUAUAUUUAUGAAUCUAUUCCAAAGUAGAUUUGUAUGGAUGCAUGGACUUAUUGCCAUGUCUUAAGUGCAUAAUACGGCCUAUAACCAGCACAAUUACUUAUAAGCAGUUUUAGGUCUUAGACAUUAAACAUAUUUAAGGGAAAGGGCGGGGAAAUUUUGGCCCACCGGCUGUUGUUGAACUACCCUGACAGUUAGCUAUGCUGGCUAGGACUGAUAAGAGUUGUAUUCCAACACCUGCUAUAGUGGAGGAUCACAACUUCCCCAUCUCCCUUUUAGGGCAAUACAUCUUGAAGUGAAUGGUUACCUGAAACUAGGAUGGCAGAUUAUGUGGUUCAAGAGGAUGUUUCCCUUACAUAUUUACAGAGACAGUUCAAAUUCUGUGCCAGAGAGAGUUUCAUUUCAUCAUUUCUCUUGUUCGUAUUUGAAAUGAUUUACUGUUCUGCCUCUAAUUUAUUCUGGUUUUGUUAGAGAGAGGCACAAAGUUAGGAAGGGCACCAUGGCCCUGCCUCAGCCACUGGAACUCUUGAUCCGCAAGAUCCAAGCAGGCAUUUAUCCACAACUUUCAAGUAUGUCAACAUAACUAAAAGGGCUGCAAACUUGCUGUUUUGUGUGUGUUUUGAUGAGAUUUUUGCAAAGCUGAAUUUUGUACCCCAGAACCCUAUUCUGAGAUUUGCCCCACAGAUGCGCACACAUUUUUAUGAAAUUGGAGCUACACAUAACUCUGCCUACAUUUGUUCAUCAGAGUCCGUGGGAAGCUUUUGUGUCAUUAGAGCUCAACCCAGUUCUGCAAAUAACAGCACUUUCAUGAAGCAUGUUCCUCACACAGCAUAACAGAACACUGUUCUCCUGCUCUUCCUCGCUUAGUGUGUGUGCAUGACCACCAUGCUAGGUAGGGUGUUACAGGGAAUGAGAGAUUAAUGUUUCUUGACCAAGAAGAUGGGGGCAGGUGGAUGGGACAGUGAUAUGCAAGGAGCUGACAAGCAUCUUAUUCCACAUUAACAGCAGAUGGGAAAAGAUGGGGUUCUGCAAUGCCUUUUAUGGUUCCUUCAUGUCAAGUGCUGCAUUCAUAGUUCAUAGUAGGACUAGAGUGAACCCUUGAGAUUUCAUCACAUUAAACUGGCAAUCUGAAUUGGGAGAAGGGAAGAGAGAAAAUUCACAGUAACCAAAGAGGCUGACCUUAUGGCAUGAAUAUUACGGAGCACUUUGAUUGUUAUUCUUCGGAACCAGUUUUGGAGGGAAAUGGUUGAAUGGUUGGGGAAAGUUCAGACUUCUUUGAAAACAACAAAUACAGGAAAAUCAAUUAAAUCAAUAUGGAUGUUCGCAAGUUAUUCCCUGCCUUUGUUGUAGUUGUCAAAUUUUGCUAUGUGGGUACAUACAGAAAGUAGAAGUAAAUAUGAAAGAUCCUUAAUGCUUUUAAACUGGAACCACAAUGCAAUGUUUAUAUGCAAUGUUUAUGUUUUGUGUUUGUGGGAAAUAUAUGUUUCUUUGGCAAAAAUGUCUUAAUUAAAACAGGAAUUUGCAUCCUGCAAACCCACUAUCACUAGCACAGGUGAAAAUAAAAUAGCCAAAUCAUAUUUGGAGUAGUGGUAUUUCAGUGAGUCUAUUCUGAGUAUGGUUGGCUUUGAUGCUACCCAUAUGAAUUAAGCCUGGCACAACGUUAAGUUUCUUCCUACCAUUUUUUAUGAACUGCAUAGUGUUGUACACAUCAAUAAAUGUCUGGUGUGCACACCUGAGCAGAAUUGGUUCAAGAUUAUGAUCUGAAAAGUACAACCAUUUUAUUCCACCAGAGAACUUCUGACUAUGUCCUCCUAAAAGAAUUUCUGAUGGCCUGAAAGCAUUCUUGUCUUUACCAAAACCUUGAUAGUCUCUUUUCUCCAAAUGAUCUAAAAGCCUAUUUAUUUCUCACCACAUCAAUAUGCCAGCAGCAGAGAAACUUGUCAGAUGAUGGUAAUGAUUCAUGUGGCAAUGUUGUACACACAGAACAGCUGUGUCUCAAGUAGCCUUUGUGUAGUGAUCCAAAUAUUUAAACCAACCCCAGCACAUUGCAGCAACUUUAGUCUGUAGUUUGUAAAUGAACUUGCAGAAGAUGUAAUGUUCCAUGACUUAGCUACCAGAUAUUUUAAAAUCUGUUUUAUGCUAUUUUGUAGAGAGGCUGGGUUUUUCUGCUUGUGUUUGUUUUUUUACUACCGCAUAAUACAUAGUUUGUGUGACUAAAGUGUGAAAAAUGUGGUAGUCUUGUGUAUGUAUUAAGAGAAAGAAGGCAGACGCAAAGAAACUCUUACACUUUAAGACUGUUGCUACUAGCAAUGUAAUAUGUCUGAUCUAAUAGAAAAAUGUUACCUUGUAGUAUAUCACAUACUUUAUAAAAAAAAACACCAUUAUUUUUUUAUGGAAAUUUUAUAUAAGAAUCUAUUUCUGCAUAUUUCAAGUGAUCUUGUAUUUUAUUAAAGUGCUACAAGUAAGGAUUGUGCAGAAGAGUGCAAGUAUUUGCAUCUGAUUGAAAUGAAAAGCAUGCAUACUUUGAAGAAAAAUAAUAUCCUGCUGUUUGUGACCUGAAAAGUAAAGCUAAACUGUAGAACAGAAUAAAAUAAUUUAAAGACAA